AGCAAGUGCAAGCCGGAAGUGGGGACAGAGUUUCAAACUGCAAUCAAGGAGGCAGCUCGUCUUUUCUCAAACACCAGACAUACAAACAUCACUUAGGAACUAUUUGGCAACCAUACAAAAGGUUUGGGAGAGGCAAAAGAGACAUGAUGAGGACAUACAAGGAGGCUCAAUUAUUUGUACUCAGUGCAGUUGUGGCAGCUGUUCAUACCUUCACAAUAGAAAGACCUCAGGCAAAAGUGGAAGUGAAAAGAGGAGACAAUGCUACCCUACAGUGCCUUAUCCACAGCUCAACUACUAGUCGAAAAAAUGGAGACACUGUUUCCUGGAAAAGAAUACAGGACUCGGAGGAUUUUGCUGUCAAGGAUCUUGGUACUGGUUUUGAAUAUAAAGGAGACAAUUACAAAAAGCGUUUGACUUUCUCUGGCAAUGGAAACAGUAACAAUGUCAGCAUCACCCUCAGUCAGGUAACCAUGGAGGACCAUGGAACCUAUGAGUGUUCUGUCCAGCUUCUUGAGGAAUUUCCAUCAAAAAAUGUAAAGAUAGAACUUGUGGUUCUUGUGCCUCCAUCUAAACCUGUAUGCACAAUAAUAGGGAAAGCACAAUAUGGACAAAAUAUUAACCUAACCUGCAAUUCUGUGGAAGGAUCUCCACAACCUAAAUAUACCUGGCAAAGUUAUGAUGCACAAAAUCAGCUUCGGCAACUUGGAGGAACACAACUGCCAGAAGGAAUGCUUAUGUUGAAGAAUGUUUCUGCAGACAUCACUGGAUACUACAUAUGCCUCUCCCAAAACUCAGUUGGACAAGAAAAAUGCAACAUCAGUCUUGCUGUGGUACCGCCAUCUAUGAAUUUUGCCCUCUAUGGUGGAAUUAUUGGUGGAGUUGUUGCUGCAGUCAUUAUUAUCGUCAUUGUGGCUUACUGUUGUUGCUGUAGGAAAUCAAAGGAUAAAGACUAUGAACUAACGGAGACAGAAAAUCGUUACCAACCACCACAUGUACCUGUAAAAAUCCGAGGACCUGCUGAAGAAGAGUUGCAGGAGGGAGAGGAGAGGGAGGAUGAGAACCACGGUCCAGAAAUGCCACCAGCCCUCAGAACAUCUGCAGAGUCUUCUGAAGCUGUGGCCUAGAAACAAGCAUUUCCAACAGGGAGGAGGAAAAUAAAAAUGCAUACAUGGACUAUUCCUCUCUCACUUCUCUAGUGUGGCUUUCCAGGACAUUAUGCACAAUGGUAGCAGAGAAGGAUCUGCUGGUGUAACAGUUAUGGGAUGCACUGAAGCACAGGAAGAACAGGCAGUUUAUAAGCCAAACCAGGUCCCAGGUUUCCUUCUCAAUUUUGCCCAGAAAAGGAAAUUACAUUAUAACCACUUAGAAAUAAAUUACUGAAAUUACUCUGUUUUUCUUACCUAUUAGCUACAUUUUGUCUAUAUAUUUUACUAAUUGUAAUUAAUAAAAUCGACAAUCAUGAAAUCACUUUUAUUCCUUUUCAAAAUGGCAAUUAACCUCAACUGUAAGUUAUACUUCCAAGACAAUAAUCUUCUUCUUACUACUAUAGCUAUUUUGAUUAAUAAUUUCUUUAUGUCUAAACACUCCCAUCCAGCACUGGGACAAAACCAUAUAUAAUAUCCACAGUUUCUCUUAUUACAACUACAAUCCUGUAAUCAUUUAAAUUUAUAACUUCUCUACUAUUAAUAUCAUUGAAAAAUCUUUUUAUGCAGUAAUUUCUUUACUUUAGCUCUAAUCUCCUGCAUCUAGUAAUAAGGCAAAACCACGUAUCAUUUCUAACCUAAGAAGCCUUUCUUUUACAAAGUCCAUUCCUAAUAAGAAUUUCCAAUUUCUGCAUGCCUUUUUCAGAUUUCAGUACUUCUUCCUUGUCUUUCAUUUUUCUCUUCUCUGAAGUUAUAGGACCAUCCCAGUCUUUUUCCAUCCCUUGAGCUAUUAUUACAAAUUGGACUUGCCUCUUUUCCAGGUUUUCUUCCAUCCCAUCCCAUUCUUCAUCUGCAUCUCUUCCCAAAUCUUCAUUAUCCAUUACUGCUAUCUUUUCAUUAAUUACCUGUCUCAGCAUUCUCAUUUGCAUAUAAAUCUCUUGCCAAGUUUCAUUGACAGCCUGAUCCUCCUCUUCUGUUUCUUUAAGUAGAACAAUUUCAACUUCUUUUCAAUAUAUAGUAGCAGCGGAAGUCUAAAUUCACUCAGGGGCAAAACAGACGGCCCUGAAGGAGUGGCAUCAUGCUGCUCCUUUGAUCACUGGAUUGAGGCUGCAGCAACCGCACUCCAUGGCCCCGAUCCAGCAUUUUCCCCCAAAUCAAAAAGAAGCAGCAGAAAACUGCUCCGUUUUGAGCUGGGAAAAAGUUGGCUUUGCUGCUGUGGCAAUGGCUUUUCAGUGUUUCUGCAAUGUGGCGUAUGUAAACACCACCCCACAUAAAUGCCAUGAAGCUGCCGCAUCUGUGGUCAGCCGUGCAGCUUCCCAGCAGCCUGGGGUAUGUGCUGUCUGAAUGUCAUGUCCCCAUGCUGCUGGGAAGCCAGCUCUUACUGCCGGUCUGUUUUGCCCCUUUAGUUCACCAACAUCCAAUUGUUAUGUCUAACUGCUUAAUCUAGUCAGUUCAGUCCUGAUUCAAUCAGUUCUCAUGGUUAUAUAUACAUUAUUUUUUUUAAAAAAAACAACUCAAUUCUUUCUUUUACUUAUCCUAAAAUUCCUCUUCAGCCAUAGAAUUCCUUAAACUACAUGUUUGAUUUUUUGACUUUAAGCAUAGUUUACUCUUCCUCCUCCACUCAGCAUACUCAGUCCUAUUAAUAGAGUCAGGGUUCCUACUGGGCUUCUUCUCACCCUUUCAGUGGGGACAGCUUCUUUAAUUUAUCCAAAUGUCAAAAAACCAAAAGGUUUUAAGAUGGCAUGCAACGAUUUUAAAGUCUGUGUGCAGACCACUUGACUUUGGUAGCUGGCCAAUGAUGUUCUGCCCCUCCCUCCAUUCUUUACCUGUGAUGAGUGCCAGGGCUGUCCUAUUCCAGUCCAUCAUGUCUGGGUAUCUAAUUUGCAUAUUAUGCAAAUUAUUACAAUUGUGCAAAUUGCUAACUUGCAUUCUGAUUAUGCAAAUUCAACACAUUAAUCAUUGCACUUUUUCUACCAUUACAUU
Sceloporus undulatus (fence lizard) is the source of this 3125-nucleotide messenger RNA. It is a transcript of the gene GPA33, whose product is annotated as glycoprotein A33. The transcript has 7 exons. Lineage: Eukaryota; Metazoa; Chordata; Lepidosauria; Squamata; Phrynosomatidae. Gene Ontology annotation, cellular component: plasma membrane. The record is from RefSeq and is a predicted model, not a curated record. The coding region runs from base 144 to 1124 and encodes 326 amino acids.